This is a messenger RNA of Scomber japonicus (chub mackerel), 3420 nucleotides long. It is a transcript of the gene antxr1a, whose product is annotated as ANTXR cell adhesion molecule 1a. The record is from RefSeq and is a predicted model, not a curated record. Lineage: Eukaryota; Metazoa; Chordata; Actinopteri; Scombriformes; Scombridae. The transcript has 18 exons. Gene Ontology annotation, molecular function: signaling receptor activity. Gene Ontology annotation, cellular component: membrane. The coding region runs from base 119 to 1999 and encodes 626 amino acids.
UGAAAGAAGAUUCUGCAAAGAGGAUUAUCUUUGCACCUACUUUUUUGCCAACUUUUUUAAAAUUUAAGGUGGUUUUAUUCAUCAUCUCACCUGUAUAAGAUUUUCUUCAGAUGGAAUAAUGCCUUCGUGCUGGAGUAGAAGCUCCUGGUUUCCAGUAGUAUUUGGUGCUGCGCUGUUUGUUCUCAUUGCUGGCAAUGUUGGACCGAACCAGGGCAGAAGGGAGGCAGGGUCAUCAUCAUGCUUUGGAGGCUUUGAUCUCUACUUUGUCUUAGACAAAUCUGGGAGUGUGCAGAAUCACUGGACUGAAAUCUACCACUUUGUUGAGCAUCUAGCUCAUAAAUUUAUAAGUCCACAGUUGCGGAUGUCUUUCAUUGUGUUCUCCACAGAGGGAAGGAUUUUGAUGAGUCUGACAGAAGACAGAGAACGUAUCCGCAAAGGUCUGGAGGAGCUCCAGAGGGUUCUUCCAGGGGGAGACACCUUCAUGCAUGAGGGCAUCAUAAGGGCCAGUGAGCAGAUAUACUAUGGAAACACUGAAGGUUACCGCACUGCCAGUGUUAUCAUAGCUCUGACAGAUGGAGAGCUGCACGAGGAUCUUUUCUACUAUGCUGAGAGAGAGGCCAACCGUUCCCGAAGUCUGGGUGCCUCUGUUUACUGCGUGGGGGUGAAGGACUUCAAUGAGACACAGCUGGCAAAGAUUGCUGAUAGUAAGGACCAUGUCUUCCCUGUGAAUGAUGGAUUCGAGGCUUUGCAAGGGGUCAUUGAUUCUAUCCUGAAGAAGUCCUGUAUCGAGAUUCUGGCAGCAGAGCCCUCCAGUAUCUGUGCAGGAGAGACCUUCCAGGUGGUGGUGAGGGGAAAUGGAUUCCUUCACGCUCGCAAUGUCGAUAAGGUCCUGUGCAGCUUUCGCAUUAAUGACACCCUUACUAAGAUGGUGAAGCCUUUGAUUGUGGAAGAUACAUACCUUCUCUGCCCUGCGCCAGUGCUUCAAGAUGAGGGAAUGGCAGCAAACCUUUAUGUCAGCAUGAACGAAGGUCUCAGUUUCAUCUCGAGUUCAGUCACCAUCACCACUGUUGGCUGUUCUGAUGGGACCAUCCUGGCCAUAGCUCUGCUCAUCCUGAUGCUGCUCCUGGUCUUGGCUCUCCUCUGGUGGUUCUGGCCUCUCUGUUGCACUGUGAUCAUCCAUGAACCCCCACCGCCAGCUGUAGAGGAGAGUUCGGAUGAUGAGGAUUUAGAAACCCCUAAGAAGAAAUGGCCGACUGUAGAUGCCUCCUACUAUGGAGGAAGAGGAGUUGGGGGAAUCAAAAGGAUGGAGGUUCGCUGGGGCGAGAAAGGCUCUACUGAAGAAGGAGCGAAGCUGGAAAAGGCCAAAAAUGCCAAAGUGAAGAUGCCCGAUCAGGAGUAUGUGCAGACCCCCAUGCGCGUUCUCAACAAUGGCAUGCACAAACCCUCAGGGCCACGCAAGUGGUACUCACCCAUCAAGAGCAAGCUGGAUGCAUUGUGGGUACUUUUAAGAAAAGGCUACGACCGUGUAUCUGUAAUGAGACCUCACCCAGGUGACAAGGGCAGAUGCAUGAACUUCACCCGCAUUAAGUCUCCAGCUCCUCACUACCCAAACAACAAUCACCACCUAGCUCCCAUCUACAACCCUCCCAGCAGGAAUCCACCUCCACCACAGGGCACCCUCCCACCAAGCCCCAACAGCCCUCCAUCAUCUCCGUCUUUCUCCUCCACCUGUCCACUGCUGCCUCCAACGCCUCCUCCCACCUACUCUACUCCGUCCCCUCCCAUCACCCCUCCCCCUUACACCCCACCUCCCAACCGGGCUCUUCCUCCGACCACGUUGCACAUACCUGUCCCGCCAGCGCUCCCACCCACCCCGCCCACCUCGCCCAUCCCACCACCCCCUGCCUCCCCGACCAGCCCCCUACCUCCUCCUCCACAGGGACCUCCCCCAGGACGAGCCCCCCCACCUGCCCGCCCCCCACCGCGCCCUGGCCUGUAGAGCAACACGCGUCCCACCAACAAUCAGCACAUCCUUGAUUGUACCUGCGAAUGAGGGCAUGUGGCCUUUCUGCCCCUGUGAAGUGGAGCAGUGAAGACAUGUUUUAUGCUAUUUGUCUACAGUGAAUUUUGUACACAUCUAGCCCAACAGUGCAAUUGCUCUGAUGCUUGAAUUACACAGACAUUCCCUACAAAUGAGGUCAUGCAGACCGCCUCAAAAACAUUUGCCUCUGUCUGUCUUUGGAGCUGCCUCAGGCCCUGUUGUCCCUUCCAUGACCACACAAGUCAGGACAAAGCCCUGAUGAAUCCCAAUCAAGCAGAGGAUUAAUGAAAUGAUCAUAAUACUAAAAUAUGUGCCUGUGUAACACUCCUGUCUUUUCUGAUAUGGGAUAAACGACUCGUAUCAUAUCUAUGUUCCACAUAGCCUACAGACUUGAUUCAGUGGAAUCUGAAACACCCCAAUUUUUAUUUUUUUUUGUCUUGAAUGUUGAGCAACUGCAUGCAAUAUUGUUUGAGUCAGCAUUUUUUUAAGUGCCUCUUUUAUACAACAUAAAUACAUUCUUUAUUUGUAUUGUUUUUCUAAUUCUUUAAUCGCCUUGUAAUUGCUGAAUUGUAGAUUACAUUGUCUGAGAUUGAACUUUGAAGUUAGAAAAAGUCACAGCUUGCAAACACACAAUAUUGUAGUAUAUGUGAAAUAACAUUGACUUCCGUCCUCACAACUUUUGACAUCUACAUGGUGUCAAACCAGCCUAAUGUGAGUCACAGCUGGCCUAUUUUUGGUGCACAUCAGAGUAAACAGUGAAUUGGGACACUAAAUUAGCCCUAUUACGAUAACUGACCUUACAAAGAUGGCUGCAGUCACCGCUAUAGUUGCAUAUGCUCUGUCUAUCGAGAUGUGGACAAAAAUAUGUCAGAAUCAGGGAAAAGCUUUGCACAUUGCCUCACUCAUCCACCUAUGGUCCUUAACAGAGGUUGGGUUUAAUGUAAAUAAUCAUUUUUAUAUAACCAUGUGUGUUUAGAUAUGUGUAUGUGUGUAUGAUUGUGUAUGUGUGUUGAAGAGAAAGAAACUGUAUGUGUACCAUCUGUAUUUGUGACAGUACAGUAAUUGUGACCAUUACCAAUAUUAAGUUUUUCAGUUUCAUUAAGAAAAUCAUCAUUUUUUUUUGCACAAGACUCUUUCAAUUCCUCUGGUCUUGGAACAUACAAGCUGUUCUUUGAUGCUGAUCAGAAGAGUCUCAGAAGAACACAGUGCAGAUUGCAAGCCCAUAUUUAGCACUCAGAUAUAGUCUGAAUCUUAUAUUAUCAUGAACAAUCUAAAAAGAUAGUAUGUAGCUCUCCACCAAUGCAGCAUGUACACAUCUACAGUAUGUCUGUUUCAGUCAAAAUGAAAGUAAACCUUUAAAUUGUAUAACAUUUUGUCUU